CGGAUCAUGACUCGAAAGUGUAAAGCCAUCCUUCGAAACGACUAUCUCAUCUAUCCGCAAUCUGCCGAGAACAUUUGUUAUUCCCGUUUCGUGGCGCCGAACCGAAACACUGCAAGCCACAAUCGCAGGUCAAAUAGUUGCGGUCGUUCCAGUCCAAACCGUUGUAGCAUUCGAGUAGGUUCAGUAACAAUGGUCAUAUUGCCGGAUACCAAUGCGAUGAAUGGCCCUGGGCGAAGUCUCAUGCCGACGGUGCCAAUGCUGUCACGAGAUGUAUACCUGGUGCUGGCAAUGGUGGAUCUGGUUUAGUUUGGGGAAAUUUUAUUAAUAACAAGGGACCGCAGGCACCGGGAUACCGUUUGAACGAUCUUGUGGAU
Molecule: messenger RNA, 374 nt
Organism: Desarmillaria tabescens
Lineage: Eukaryota; Fungi; Basidiomycota; Agaricomycetes; Agaricales; Physalacriaceae
Exons: 4
Coding region: 7-306 (99 amino acids)
Source: RefSeq, a predicted model, not a curated record